Diaporthe amygdali is the source of this 843-nucleotide messenger RNA. RefSeq lists its product as uncharacterized. Lineage: Eukaryota; Fungi; Ascomycota; Sordariomycetes; Diaporthales; Diaporthaceae. Bases 1 to 843 code for a protein of 280 amino acids. The record is from RefSeq and is a predicted model, not a curated record. The transcript has 5 exons. Gene Ontology annotation, molecular function: GTPase activity; GTP binding.
AUGAGAAUUGUGGCCUCCUGCUGCAUUCUUCGUCGGGGCGACAAGCGGUCAAAAGGUCGUCUGGACCACCCGCCAUCCAAGACGUAUCUUGAUCUUCCGACAUUUGGGGAGCCAGGCGAGUAUAGCAUCGUGAUCUGCGCGGACGACGACGAGUAUGCCGGAAGGACCAAGUUGCUACAAAAGUUCGUGCCCAGCGAUGAUCCCGGUAACGCCUCGGACAAUGAUGGGCGCUGCCGCAAGCUGAUGGACAUCUCUGGCGCCGCCACGGCGAUCGAGCUCCUGGAGCUGGGCCCUCAGACAGACACGGCGAUGCUCCGGUAUCAGGUCGAGUACGCCGAUGCCUUUGCAUUUGUGUUCAGUCUCUACUCACCCAAGACGCUUGAGACUGCCCAGAAGCUGCAUGACAAGGUCGCGGGUGCGGCGAGGAAUCACCACAACAUCAUGACCAUGUCCGAUUAUGAGCGGCCGGGGAUGACGGUGCCCGUGUUCCUGAUAGGAAACAGGGACGAGGACCUCGCCCCUCCGCAGGAAUUAGAGGAGGGCGACUUCUCACCUACCGCGUUCAACGAGAAUGCUGAGGCAGAGUUGAAGGCGGUGAGAGAGAAGGGGCGGGCCAUGGCUCAGGAGUGGAAGUGUGCCUAUUUCGAGGUCGACACGUCCAAGAGCGGAGAAGAACAUGGUGUUGACGAGGCAAUCACCGGGAUUGGACACAUCAUCAAGGCAGAAGAGAGGCCGUCUACCUCCUCCACAGCAUCAUUCCGGACACCCAUGAAACCGCCUAAGCAGUACAGGAUACGACGCUUUAUAGGGAGGAUGAGCAGGAUGACGAGCUUCAGUAAUUGA